AUGGUGCAAGUGAAGCCAUUUGUCCUUGAAAACUGGGUUCGCCAGUUCAAAGGAGCGAUUGCAGCAAAUUUUAUUGUCCUUGAUACUCUUCUGGGUCCAGGGGGUCAUGUCAUCUGUCAGUAUCCAACGUACCAACAGCUCUACGAGGUUCCUCGUCGUGCAGGCGCCGACGUGUCGCUAUGCAAUCCAAAUAAACCCACUGGCGCAACAAUUCCCCAAGCCACCCUUGAGAGCUUGGUAUCCUUCGCUGCCGAGCGUAACAUUAUCAUUUUCAGCGAUGAGCAAUACAAAAACAUCAUUGCUGUCAGCAACUUAUCCAAGGCCUACGCCUUGCCGGGCAUCCGUAUUGGAUGGGCCAUCUCUCCGAAUCCCGCGCUUAUGGAGCAAAUCACUCUAGCCAGGGAUUAUACAACACUCUCAGUCUCGCAGAUAGAUCAGGAUAUCGCAACUUUUACCCUAGGGCUCGGCAUUCAAGACGGACCUCUAGAUCGUUCUUGGAACAUAUGCAAGACCAAUCUUGCCUCGCUGGGGAAAUUUAUCGGUUCUUAUCCUGACCGGCUGCACUGGAUGAAGCCUACUGGUGCUUCGAUGGCGUUUGUGCGUAUCCUUGACGCGCAGACUGGUCUGCCUCUUGAUGAUGGCUCUUACUGUGAGGGACUUCUUAAGGAGACAGGUUUACUGCUUGUGCCUGGUGGAAAGACGUUUGGUACGGAGGGAGAUGAUGACUUUAAAGGGUAUAUUCGUUUGGGGUUUGCUGUUGCGCGGGAGAAAUUUGAGCGGGCACUCAAGAUUUGGGGCGAGUAUCUUGAUCGCUCUGAGGUGUAG
This is a messenger RNA of Penicillium daleae, 825 nucleotides long. RefSeq names its product aspartate aminotransferase. Bases 1 to 825 code for a protein of 274 amino acids. Gene Ontology annotation, molecular function: pyridoxal phosphate binding. The transcript is spliced from 5 exons. The record is from RefSeq and is a predicted model, not a curated record. Lineage: Eukaryota; Fungi; Ascomycota; Eurotiomycetes; Eurotiales; Aspergillaceae. Gene Ontology annotation, biological process: biosynthetic process.